Molecule: messenger RNA, 2148 nt
Organism: Naegleria lovaniensis
Lineage: Eukaryota; Heterolobosea; Eutetramitea; Acrasida; Naegleriidae
Exons: 2
Coding region: 1-2148 (715 amino acids)
Source: RefSeq, a predicted model, not a curated record
AUGUCUCGAGAGCGAAUUACAGGUCACUACAGCAAUGAUGUUGAGAAGAUUGUAGAAAAUAUGCCCUCUCGAGAGGAAAUCAUCACUACUCAUACCAAAAUCGAAGAUGAGAUCAUGUCCAAAGGAAAGUACAAACGAAUUUAUCCAACCUCAACCACCACUGCUCAAUACUCGAAAUUCAUUGAGAAGGCAAGCCAAGAAUUCACAUCUGCCCAAUCCCAUUUCAUGACAAGUUCUGCACUCAACAAACAAGUUUCACUCAGUAAUGUUUCAAAUAAUAUUAAUUCGAAUCAUCUUCACUCACGUAUUACACAUGAUAGAUCCAAGUCGGCGUCAGAAGUUGAAGGAAGAGGAAGAGCAAGAUCAAACUCCUCGAGCAGUACCAGAGGAGGAACAGGCGACAAGCAACAAAACAGAGGAAGUACAAAACUUCCCCUAAUACGAGUCAAAUCAAGCAACAAGAUUCCUCCCAAAUCAGCCUCUGAACAAUCAAGUCGAUGGUUAGAGAAACGGAAAAGUGCUCAGAACAGGCCCAGCUUCAAACUAGCAACCAAAACGCUCAACUUUCCAUCUGUGUUUGAUCACGCGCUCUUCCCAGAAGACGAAACAGAACAUAAUCCUUUGCUUGACGAAGAAGAGGCAAAGGUGUUGGAGCUCUUAGCUGAAUCCAACAAUCUGCGAAAGAAAUUUCAAAUACUCACAAAUGCCAAUAAACAUUGGAGUCCCGGAACGAGGAAGGUCCAAGUCUGGUCAUCCUCUUCUUCCAUGAAAAAGAAGCCCUCAGGAGGAGCAGCAGUCGUCCAACAUCAUUCCGAGUUGAGAAAUACCAAAGACCCCAAUAGUUUCUCAUCAUCUAUUUCUUCACUCAAAUCCGAGAGUGGAGAAGAGCCAAAAUAUAUAGUAGCAUCGCUGGAAGACCUCAAUGAAGAGGACUACCAUACCGAUUAUGAUGCACCACAUUCAACAAAAUAUGGGCAUCAGCACUAUCGGGAGAAACAGUCAGCCUUAGAUCAAAAAAUUCGGAAGAAAACGGUUCAAAAAAGACAAAGCGUGUUGGUGAGUCAUGGAUCCAUUUCAAUAUUGUGUAAGGAAGGAACCAUCGAUCCUCUCACUCCAACGACUAUAGAAUAUACAGUAAGUAGAAGAAAGUUGCUUUCUUCAACAUCUCAACUGCUUACCUCAUUAUUAAUAUGGAAAUUACGCAUUCAUGAUGAAAUGCUUCUUCACAUGCUCCUGUUAACACAGCUUCCACAAGGAAAAUUCUACCUUCGUCUUGACAACAAAUCAAAAAAGAAAGCAGCUAAAAUUCAAUUGGAGUUGAAAGUAUUCAAGAAAAAGAGCUCUGAUGAAGCCAACUUGGAUACUCCAUCCCUCAUUACUACCACACACUCCACUUCAGGAAAAUCCAUAACCUCAACACCUUCUCAAAAUAAUAUCAAUGACGUGUACAUUCAUCACAUUCUUGAAUCAGAUGUUUCAGAAAUAUUUGCAUUCACAACUGCACAUGCAAACAAUAGUAUGUUCCUCUCCAUCAAUUCUAUACAUGUAUUUUCAGCGCCCAAGUUUUUUCUUCAAUUGUUUCAAGAUUUAGAAUUAGAGAAAAUUGCUGAAGACCAAUUUCAAGUGGUGUCACAUGACAAUAAGGCAAUUCAUUUAGAUGAAAUAACUCCAUCUGCUCAAGAAGAUCUUCCUCCUUUGGAUGGAGAAGAGAGAGUGAAUACUUCAAAUGGUGAUAAGAAUGAUACGAACUUUGAAAAAGCAAGUCCUGAUGUAAAAACUCCGGAUCAGUCUAUAGACUGUACCAAAGACAGGUCUGCCACGGAUAGUGUUGAUCAAAAUUCUCCAACUCUUAUGACUGGCACGUCCCAAAGUAGUGCAAAUACAGCCGACAAUUCUCAAAAUGUCACAACAACAAGCGCUCAAGAACAAACAUGCAAUGCUCAAGAGAGUAAGAGCGCCACUCCUGUUCGUAAAACCUUUCAUAUUAAAAAUUUAAAGAGUAGUGGAGGCAAAGAAAUCAGUCAUUAUAUUAGAAGAGCUGUUGGAAAAACGCAAAGUAUUGACAUUGAUAAUUUCCACAUUGACAUUUCUAGUGAAAUAAGUAUAGGAAGUGACGAAGAAGAAGAUAAUUUUGAAGAUUGUAACUGA